AUCACCAAGCAGAUUUCAAAGUCUCUAACACCUUUCACUCAUCGCAAGCAUGCGGACUGGAACACUGAUUGGAACUUUUGCGUUUCUGGCCGUCUGCGGCCUCGCCGUCUCAAAGCCAGCUGGGAAUGGUGACGUGCUGCGAUCGCUAGCGCGAGACCUCGAGCGGUACCUUGAGCUCACGGAAGCGGCAAAACGCCUUCCCCAGCCGCCAAACGGCAAGGGCCCACCGCCUCAAUUCGGUGAGGGUGGUGAAAAUGGCGACGUUUUGAAUGACGAAAAUGAAAACGGCGAGGGAAGUUCUGCUCCUGCAGGGAACGAAGAAGGGGAUGAAAGUUUUCCUGCCGGGGAAAAAGGGGAUGCUGAAGGGGGAUUAAAUCCCGAGGCACCGCAACCCGGAGAUCAACAGCUGGAGAAGGGAAAUCAGCAGUCGCCCGAGGGUGAAAAAGAAGGGUCCGAUAAUGAGGGAAGUGCACCGCCACAGGAAGAACAGGGUGAGGUUUCGCCGCCCGAUGAGGAGGGAGGAAGUUCGGCGCCACAGGAAGGGCAACAUGAUGUUGACGGGCCACCGCCUCCUAGUGGAGACGUAGGACCUCUUUCGAUUGAAGUCAGUGAGCAGAAAAGCGAAGAUGAGGGAUCACUACCAGGGGGAGGACUGCCGGGAGGAGACAAAGGACAGACUGGAGAGGACACAGUCGGAGAAAUUGGAGAGUUCACGCAGGAAGUUCUGGCAUCUAUUGAUUCCCUUGACUCUUUCAUUUCGAGCAAGACUCGUGAGACAAUUUUGUUGCUUGAACAGGGGGGCAUUGAGAAUGCCAUUUUUAUGUUGUAUACGUUCCUGAAUACAGUUGAUGAGCUGAAGGGACAGAUAGACAACAUGUUGUUGUCAGAAAAGGCCAAGGUGUUAGAGGCUAUUCAGGCUAAAAUCGUGGGUGAUGGAAGUGAUCGUCGACAAAACGAAGGGCCUUUGGGAGUGGGAAGUUCAGGGCAAAAUGAGGGUGAGGGCGAAGUAGGCUCAGGAGCAGGUGAGGGUGGUGGCGCACCGCAACAAGGCACAGAUGGUUCAGGACAAGCUGGGGGUGAGGGUCCAGUGGGUUCAGAUCCAGCUAAUGGUCAGGGUACAGGUAGCUCAGGACCAGGUGAGAAUGAUGGCGCAUCGCAACAGGGCACAAGUGGAUCAGGACAAGCUGCAGGAGAGGUCGAAGGUGGCUCAAGACCAGCUGGUGGGGAGGGCGCAGGUGGUUCAGGACCAGCUGGGGACGAGGGCGAAGGUGGCUCUGGGCCAGCUGGUGGGGAGGGCGCAGAUGGCGCAGGAACAGGUGGAGGUGAGGGUGGCUCUCCGGCGAAUGAAGGGGGCGAAGAUCAACAGCCACCACCGGAGGGACGACGAAGGAAACUGGAGGAUUUGAAGAGGGAAAUGGAACUUUUGGAUCUCCUUCGCAAGCUGGAGAAUUAGGAAAGUGUCGAUAGGAAGAUGAAAAACAUCAAUACACAUGGGAAACUAUGAUGUCUAGAAAAAACAACAACAUAUAUCAUAUCUUUAUAUACACACGAUGUGUACAACUGUGUCAAUAAAAAGUUCUGUUAAGUAUAUUAAUGAAUGCAUAUCUGUGUGAUGUUAAAAAAAUGAAAUGUUGUAAGACAGCUAUAUAGUAAUACGCUUCCAUGCAUGUGCCGUACGUGUGGUUGAUAUAUGAAAUCAUACUGAUUAUAUUGCUUACUGUUUGUUCUUUGCUAAUCUGAGUUUUAGAUGCAAUUACAUAGUUUAAAUAUCUUUAAAUUGAACGUACACACUUGAAUGCAUAAUACAAAAUAAAUAAUGAAUAUCGA
Molecule: messenger RNA, 1827 nt
Organism: Mya arenaria
Lineage: Eukaryota; Metazoa; Mollusca; Bivalvia; Myida; Myidae
Exons: 2
Coding region: 50-1453 (467 amino acids)
Source: RefSeq, a predicted model, not a curated record